Molecule: messenger RNA, 567 nt
Organism: Juglans regia (Persian walnut)
Lineage: Eukaryota; Viridiplantae; Streptophyta; Magnoliopsida; Fagales; Juglandaceae
Exons: 3
Coding region: 1-567 (188 amino acids)
Source: RefSeq, a predicted model, not a curated record
AUGGUGGAUUCAGGAAGUACACAUAACUUCCUAGAUCCCUUAGUGGUGCAGGCAGCAAAGUUGAAGGUUCAUGAUGACUCAAAGUUACAAGUUAGAGUGGGUAAUGGUGACAGAUUGCUUAUCAAGUGGUUGAAAGCCUUGGGGCCCAUUAAUUGGGAUUUCAAUUCUAUGUCAAUGAGUUUUGUAGUUGGGCAUUCCAGGGUCACUUUGUGUGGAAUGAAGUCUGAUGGGUUAAAAGUUCAGAGUGGAGAGAGUAGUUUGAAGUCUUCUUUGCACAAUUUGUAUGCAAACAUGUCAAAGUGUAAAUUAGCAAUGCACGAAGUAGAUUACUUGGGCCAUGUCAUUUCUGGUUGUGGAGUCAAGGCUAAUCCUUCUAAGAUUGUAUCCAUGGUUGAAUGGCCCAUUCCAAAUUCCUUGAAAGCUUUGAGACAUUUCCUAAGCCUCACUGGAUACUACAAGAAAUUUAUAAGGAAUUAUGGAACCAUUGUUGCCCCAUUAACAGUUUUGCUUAAGAAGAAUUCCUUCCGUUGGACUAUAGCUACAUCUCAGGCUUUUCAACAGUUUUAA